Molecule: messenger RNA, 1749 nt
Organism: Penicillium macrosclerotiorum
Lineage: Eukaryota; Fungi; Ascomycota; Eurotiomycetes; Eurotiales; Aspergillaceae
Product: rhomboid protease PCP1
Exons: 5
Coding region: 1-1749 (582 amino acids)
Cellular component (GO): membrane
Molecular function (GO): serine-type endopeptidase activity
Source: RefSeq, a predicted model, not a curated record
AUGAGCAAUGCGCUCUGGCUCAUGGGGCGGAUCCCCUGCCCGGGACUCCGAAGUGCGAGCACGUUCGCUACGGGGACCUUCCACCAUACCUGCCGUGAGCUCCGCAUGACGCCAUGGAGUCUGUUGAACAACAAUACCAGACGUCCUUUCAGUCUUCUCAAGACUGCGUUGCAUCCCCACCCUCGACCUUCACCUUUUUCAUUUCUUCUUCAGAAUUUCAGUCCUGCUCCAGGCUUCCACAGGUAUAAGAGAACGGCCGCUUCGGCACCAUCCGCUCGAAAGCCCUCGGAGAAUCCACUCGGCGAGAAGAGUCGUUCCGAUACAGAAAUCAAGAAAAUUUUCGGGUCAAACAAGAUCCAGGGCAGGCUAGGCAAUCGCGCUCUCAAAGUAUUGCAGGAUCGUCGUAUGGAGGGAACCCUGGAUUUGGAUCUACCCGCCGACAUCACCCACGCUGUGCCUCAAUACCAGCUCGAUGCAGCCCUUCAAUGGCUCCGCGCCAACUACCCAAUCGACGAAGACGCUGCAAUCCUCGCCCGUAUCGAACGAGAGGAACACGAGGCGGAGGAGAAACUGGUUCGGCGCGCCGAGGAGCUUGGUCUAUAUAAGCCGCAGAGUGGUUCCUACGACGCUGAACUUGGCGAAGAGAAUUCGGUCUACGGAAAGAGUGUACUCAAAGAGGCUCGCGAAAAAAAUGAGAAACGAUUAUUGGCAGAGAAGGAACACAAGCGUCAGCAAUGGCUAGAGGGUGAACACGAGGAGCGCGAACGGCUCCAGCGCCAAGUAGAGGGCAACACGGCAUUGCAGCAGUAUCAGGAAGCAGCCCUGACCGAGGCACGACCGAGGGCGGAUCCAAAUGAGCGGCCAUAUCUUGCUUGGGUUCAGAAACACCAUCUUGCAGGAACCCAUAAUCAGCCCGAGGCUAUGGACAUGACCACUGUGCAUCUACAGACUCAGCGCCUCCUGGCUCCUCUUCUUUUCACCAUCGCCACCAUUGGCCUCUGCUAUUUCUUUGCCCAAAAUUAUGAAGCGCCCGCGAGAGAGGAUCGCAUGUGGCCUGACGUGCCUCCGGCUGCUGCGACGGUCGGCGCAAUCAUUGGAGCUAAUCUAGCAGUUACUUUCUUAUGGAAGUAUAUUCCACCCUCAUGGAAACUUCUUAAUCGCUUCUUCGUCCUUGUGCCGUUCUAUCCCAACACCCUUAGUGUUCUUGGCAGCACUUUCAGUCACCAGACGUGGAGGCAUCUGGCAACUAAUAUGAUGGUCCUGGGCCUUAUGGGUACACGAGUGCACGAUGAACUCGGCCGAGGAAACUUCUUAGCUAUCUACUUGGCCUCUGGUGCUGUUGGCUCCAUGGUCUCCUUGUCACGCAGUGUUAUUCUUGGGUAUCUCACUAUGACUUCUCUGGGCGCAAGUGCUGCGACCAGUGGUAUUGUUGCCGCGUGGUGCAUGUAUCAUUUUGAUGAUAAAAUCACCAUGUGGAUCCUACCCAAGGAGCUACGAGAGACCAUCUGGACCCAAGGGUGGAUUUUCCUCGCUUGCCUGAUUGCCACUGAAGUUGUCAGCAUGGUGACCCCGGCUCGUUUCCUGCAGGUCUUCCCUCUCUCCAGACUCACCAAGAUGGACCAUGCCGCCCAUCUGGGUGGCUACCUCGCUGGCGCCGGAUGUGGAUAUACCCUUGCGCAGAAAAAGAAGGCGCACGAGCGAGAGCGUAGAGCCCGUGAUUUGAAGUGGCUCGGAAAUGUCAAUCGAUAG